Molecule: messenger RNA, 219 nt
Organism: Loa loa (African eye worm)
Lineage: Eukaryota; Metazoa; Nematoda; Chromadorea; Rhabditida; Onchocercidae
Exons: 1
Coding region: 1-219 (72 amino acids)
Source: RefSeq, a predicted model, not a curated record
AUGAGCAUCGAGGCCAAUACAUUAGAUUAUUUAAGAAGCGAACUUCAAGAAGUCAAAGUAGUUGAGAAGAUAAAUAAAGAUGAAUUCUGUAAUCUCAGAAGCUACAGGAAACGACGUGAUAUAAUUAUCGGAGUUGAUCAUUUUUUCGAAUUUGUCCAAUCAGAAGAGACCCAGCAACUGAAUUCAGGAUUGACCCUACCAAAGUUGGCCCUGUCAUAG